This is a messenger RNA of Nelumbo nucifera (sacred lotus), 2813 nucleotides long. NCBI's taxonomy places the organism in Eukaryota, Viridiplantae, Streptophyta, Magnoliopsida, Proteales, Nelumbonaceae. The record is from RefSeq and is a predicted model, not a curated record.
UUGAGCUGAUGUCAUAUGAAAAGCACUCUCUCGGUUUCGAAACGCGACCUGGCAAGCGUCAUAAACUGUUUUUUCCUCGAGGCGGUCUUCACCUGAAAACAAUCGCAGAGACACAGAUCCGUCACCGGCGCCGGAGGAAAUAUCAUUCAGCGCUCCUUUUCUCCGUUUGUUUUCUUAAAUUUUCAUAAAAUUUGGCCUUCCUCGACCCCUCUACUGCUAUCUGAGUGUUCCCAUUUCAAGGUUUAGGGUUUUGUUCCAAGAUAUUUUUAGAAAUGAGCUAUCGUUGUCAUCGUGGCAGUUUCAGUAACAGAAGUGCCUUGUUUUAUCCAUGAAGUUCAGAGUAGACAAAUACGGCUUAGCUAGGUUCGGAUCCUCCGAGUUUUGGAUUUCAAAACCCUAUCUGCGAAACAAGAAGGUUAAAGGGAAUUGAUAUUCAACAAUAUGUGGAUGAACCUGAAUGCAAGCGUCUAGGACAAAUUUGGGUGAAAAUGUGAUCAAUGAUGUAUAGGUGCAGGGUAAAGCUGAAUUGGGUAUGAGCUUUUCCACCAUGGAUAUUGGUUUAACUGAAGAUGAUGCAUUUUUUGAGCCUUAUUUGGGAAUGGAAUUUGACUCACAUGAGGAAGCAUAUUCAUUUUAUGAAGAAUAUGCUAGUUGUGUGGGGUUCACUGCAAAGAAAAAGAAUACAAGUCGGUCAAGAAGAACCGGAACAUUUAUUGAUGCAAAUUUUGCAUGCUAUAGACAAGGAAGCAAGAUUGCAAAACCUGGGGUUGUUAACCCACGGCCUACUCAUAGGACAGAUUGCAAGGCAAGCAUGCAUGUGAAAAGAAGACAAAAUGGGAAAUGGUAUGUGUAUAACUUUGUGAAGGAGCAUAAUCAUGAGCUUCUGCCUGCCCAAGCAUAUCAUUUUAGAAGCCGCAGGUGCAUGGAUGCCAUUAGCAAGAAACAUUUGGAGUUUUUGCAUGCUGGCCAGGUACAAAUAAGUAAGAUUUGUGCUGCAAUGCCCAAUCAGUGUGAUGGAGAUCAAACUGUUGGUUUUGUGGAACUUGUGAGAAAUCAAAUGAAAAAAGCACGUUUGGCCAUAAAACCAGAGGAAGCACAGGCUCUGCUUGAUUAUUUUAUACGUAUGCAAGAAGAGAAUGCCAACUUCUUUUAUGUGAUUGAUUUGAAUGAUGAGCAACGUUUGAAAAACGUGUUCUGGGUUGAUUCCAAAGCAAGGCAUGAUUAUUUCAGCUUUGGUGAUGUUGUUUGUUUUGAUACCACAUAUCUUACAAAGAGAUGUAAUUUGCCGUUUGUUUCUUUUAUUGGAAUGAACCAUCAGUAUGUUCCAAUAUUGUUCGGAUGUGCCUUACUUGCAGACAACACUCCAUCAACUUUUGUCUGGUUAAUGCAGAUGUGGUUUAGAGCAAUGGGUGCAGUAGCUCCAAAGGUGAUAGUUACUGAUCAAGAUAAAUCUAUGAAGGCAGCAGUUGCAGAGGUUUUGCCAAGUACAUGCCAUAGAUUUUGUUUAGGGAAUAUAUUAAGGGAUGUACCUGAGAAGCUCAGUCAUGUAAUGAAAAGAAAUGAGAAUUUUAUAGAAGAGUUUAAAAAGUGCAUUUCUAAGUCGUGGACAGAAGAAGAAUUUGAAACUCAAUGGUGGGAAAUGAUUCACACAUUUGAACUUGGGGAGGAUGAAUGGAUUAAAUCAUUGUAUGAAGAUCGUAAACAUUGGGUGCCAGUUUUUAUGAAGGAUACUUCUUUUGUUGGGAUGUCUACUGCUCAACGAUCUGAAAGCAUGAACUCUUUCUUUGAGAACUAUGUGCACAAGGAAACUACAUUAAAAGAUCUUUUGGUGCAAUUUAAUGUCUUUAUACAAGAUGGGCGUGAUGAAGAAUCUAGAGUAAAUUCUGAUACAUGGCUUCCAAUGCCUUCUUUGAAGUCCCAUUCACCUUAUGAAAAACAAAUGUCUACAGUAUACCCUCAUGAAAUAUUCCAGAAGUUCCAACUGGAGGUUUUGGGAACAGUUGCAUGUCAUCCUAGGAAAGAGAAAGAAGAUGGGUCCAAGAAAAUAUAUAGGGUCCAUGACUUCGAAGCACAAGAAGAAUUCACAGUGGCAUGGGAUGAAACAAAAUCAGAGGUAUGCUGUCUAUGUCGUUUGUUUGAACAUAAAGGGUUUCUCUGCAGACAUGCAAUGGUUGUUCUGCAAUGUUCAGCUGUGGUUGAAAUCCCAUCCAAGUAUAUACUAAAAGGAUGGAUGAAAGAUGCAGGGAGUAGGCAUAUCAUGGGACAGAGAUUGGAGGAAGUGGGAUCUAGGGCAGAACGCUGUAAUAAUUUAUGCCAUCGAGCCCUUAAGUUGGGUAUUGAAGCCUCAUUAUCUCAAGAAAGUUACAAUAUUGCACUUCAUGCAAUUGAAGAAGCAAUCGGAAAAUGUGCAAUAGUUAAUAACCCUAUAAUACACUCUGCAAAUCCUAGCAUAUCUGACCUCCAUGGUUAUUCUGGUGCUCAAUAGACCAUAAAAAGAUAUGGUAUGCCCAACUAAAGUUACCAUCAUGAUUAAGUUGCAGAAAUUGUUUUCUUUUCUUUCCUGACUGGUGAACUUAAGUUACAUCAGUCAAUGAUGAUUUGAUCUAUUGUAUAAUAAGUCUUUUACCAUGUUUUCACAUAUGCAGGGACAGUUUAAUGCACCAAUGCCUGUUAGUGAUGCUUAACAUAUUGGCACAACAGGGCAUGUGUAAUGCUAUGAUGUUCUGUGGUAUGCAUAUCCAUUGUAUACUCACGAGAAUUUUUUUUCCAUCAUUAACAUAUGAUUAUAAUAUUCUUGUUUGGGGUUCACUAUU